GCUGAACAUUUUCACCGGUACUGGCGUGAUCCAUUCGGUCGUAUUUAAGCAUGACAGUUGGAAUCAUGAAGCAUGAACAUAGACGAUUAACGCCGGUUGGUAACAACCAUCAUAACAUCAUAACCUUUAAACCUUGGAAUUUUUUCAUUUUUUCAAAUUUUUAUUUAUAUUUAAGAUUAAAAAUGGGUCUACAUAUUAUGGUAGGCAGAGUAUCAAUCAAUUGCACCAGGAUUAUUUCCAAAGAUUUGUUCAGAGUGAGUGGUCUUAAAUCAUGCCUUCAGGUGGGUUCUAGUCAAAGUUGUUCAACAGAGGUACCCAAAAAUCAAUUAGAUAAUGUUAUAUCUGCCAAUAAACAAAAAGGUAGAGGUGUUGUUUAUGAUAAAAAACCAUUCAAGCUUCCAGUUGAAGCAGGCAAAAGGUACUCUUGGUGCUCAUGUGGUAGGAGUAAAAGUCAGCCACUAUGUGAUGGAACACAUAGAAUAGUUCAACUUAAAAUAACCCAAAAGCCUGUCAAAUUCAUGGUGAACAAAACAGAAGAAUACUGGCUGUGCAACUGCAAACAUACGAACAAUCCCCCAUUUUGUGAUGGCUCCCAUAAGUCAACUGUUGUUCAAGAAGCAUCUUCCAUCAUAAGGCAAUAAAAGUUUUCUCAUGAUAUUUCAUAUAUAAUAGCAGCAAUUAAAUAACAAUUCUUCACUAAGUUGUGUUUCUUAUGAAGUAUUUAGGUAUGGUACAUUUCAUUUACAAACAACUUAUAGAGUACUAAAAAUUAUUAAUUGGUCUAAGGGUUAUGUUUUGCUUCUGGAUGUUUCAGGAUGUGACUUAUCCUCUUGAAUUUUAGUUGUAUUCACUAUCUCAUGGUCUAACCUCUCCUUUGCUCUGACAACUUUUGACUGAAGAUAAAAUGAUGUCUUCUCAUUUGCUUUAAAUAGUCUUUGAUAUUUCUCUUCUAUUUCCUCUUUAGACAGUUGACUAACGUUCAGUAUUUGUUUGGCUUCUUCAAGAGACAAUCCUAGUUUCUGGUUUGCCACUCUUUCACUUCUAGUUUUGGUAUUUCCUAACCUCUGUGCUGCCUGCUGAGAAGCUUCAAUUUCUUGUUUCACAGCUCUAGCGAAAGCUCUCGCAACGACUUGAGUGCCAGCGAAAAUAAUUUGAGCUAUAUAUUUAGCCAUUCUAUUUACAAUACUUGUAAUAUUAUAUUUUAUAUUUUCGUCUAUUCUUCAUAACCUCAUUUUUCGAAGGCAGUAACCAGAGUGACCUUGAAUUGGUAUAAU
This is a messenger RNA of Phaedon cochleariae (mustard beetle), 1274 nucleotides long. Lineage: Eukaryota; Metazoa; Arthropoda; Insecta; Coleoptera; Chrysomelidae. The record is from the annotation of a GenBank genome assembly.